Tupaia belangeri chinensis (Chinese tree shrew) is the source of this 936-nucleotide messenger RNA. RefSeq names its product olfactory receptor 51A4. The record is from RefSeq and is a predicted model, not a curated record. Gene Ontology annotation, biological process: G protein-coupled receptor signaling pathway. Lineage: Eukaryota; Metazoa; Chordata; Mammalia; Scandentia; Tupaiidae. Gene Ontology annotation, cellular component: plasma membrane. The transcript has a single exon. Gene Ontology annotation, molecular function: G protein-coupled receptor activity; olfactory receptor activity. Bases 1 to 936 code for a protein of 311 amino acids.
AUGUCCAUUCUCAACACAUCACACGUUGAAAUUACCACCUUUUUUUUGGUUGGGAUGCCAGGGCUAGAAUAUGCACACAUUUGGAUCUCUAUCCCCAUCUGCAGCGUGUAUCUUAUAGCUGUUUUGGGAAACUGCACCAUCCUUUUUAUCAUCAAGACAGAGCCCUCCUUGCACGAGCCCAUGUACUAUUUCCUUUCCAUGUUGUCCCUGUCUGACUUGGGUUUGUCUUUAUCCUCUCUGCCCACCAUGUUGAGGGUCUUCUUAUUCGAUGCUCCUGCAAUUUCUGCUGAUGCCUGCUUUGCCCAAGAAUUCUUCAUCCAUGGUUUCACAGUUCUGGAGUCCUCAGUUCUUCUAAUCAUGUCAUUUGAUCGCUUCCUGGCCAUCCACAAUCCUCUGAGAUACAGCUCCAUCCUUACAACUGUCAGGGUUUCCCAAAUAGGAAUAAUAUUCUCUUUUAAGAGCAUCCUCCUGGUUCUUCCCUUCCCCUUCACUUUAAAAAGCUUGAGAUACUGCAAGAAAAGUCAGUUGUCACAUUCCUACUGUCUGCACCAGGAUGUCAUGAAGUUGGCCUGCUCUGACAACAGAAUUGAUGUCAUCUAUGGCUUUUUUGGGGCAGUCUGUCUUAUGGUAGACUUUAUGCUCAUUGCUGUGUCUUAUGUUUUGAUCCUCAAGACUGUGCUGGGAAUUGCAUCACAAAAGGAGCAGCUCAAGGCCCUCAAUACUUGUGUCUCACACAUCUGUGCAGUGGUCAUCUUCUAUCUGCCCAUCAUCAACUUGGCUGUUGUCCAUCGCUUUGCCAGGCAUGUCUCUCCCCUUGUUAAUGUUCUUAUGGCAAAUGUUCUCUUACUUGUACCUCCCCUGAUGAACCCUAUCGUGUACUGUGUGAAAACUAGGCAAAUAAGAGUGAGACUUGUAGCAAAAUUGUGUCACAGUUAG